This is a messenger RNA of Drosophila virilis, 2646 nucleotides long. It is a transcript of the gene SppL, whose product is annotated as signal peptide peptidase-like protein. Lineage: Eukaryota; Metazoa; Arthropoda; Insecta; Diptera; Drosophilidae. Gene Ontology annotation, molecular function: aspartic endopeptidase activity, intramembrane cleaving. Gene Ontology annotation, cellular component: Golgi-associated vesicle membrane; lumenal side of endoplasmic reticulum membrane; cytoplasmic side of endoplasmic reticulum membrane. Gene Ontology annotation, biological process: membrane protein proteolysis. The record is from RefSeq and is a predicted model, not a curated record.
UGGGUCACACUCGCAGUUCGUUGUUUUUCUUACAGAAAAAAACAGUAAAAGAGUGCAGAGAGAAAUAGUGAAAAAAAAAUGGAUUAUUAGUAACAAAUCUGUAAUUGAAUAAUCAGUGAAUUGUGCAUUACCCUGCAGCUAUUUCACAAAAAUUCAAAAUGCGUACACAAAUUAUGUAGCUGCUGUGGCUUUUCCACCAAAUCAAAAGAAAAUCGGUACAAAAGGAAAACAAAAUACACAGCCAAACGCGAAUGUAAAUGUGAAGCACAGGGCAAAUUUCAUUGCAGCCAGCAGCGUCGCAAAGACAACAACCUAGCAGCAGCAGCAGCAGCAGCGGACGGAGAUAAGCAGCAACGCAGCAACGCAGCAGUGGCAGCUGCACGCACUGAUAACAAUUGAUAGUGAUUGCCGAAUACCCGAAUACUGGUUCCGAUUCAAACCGCGUGUCUCCUGCGCAGCGGCAGCGGCCACCUUCUCGCUUAUCAUUGACCGAGCAUGUCGCACGGCAGCGCCGGCGCGCAAACUGUUGGCGGUGGCGUUGGCGGCGGCAGUGUCGGCGGCGGCAGCUUGGGCGGAGCAGCAGCAGCAGCGGCGGCAGCAGCAGCAGCUGGCUCUGAAUAUCGGGAACUGCAUUGGACUGUGUCGAGCGUGAUGGACUCCUCUCGCGUAUCCACCUGCCUAAUAUCGAUGCUGCUGAUUGUUUAUGGCAGCUUUCGCAGUCUCAACAUUGAGCAGGAGGCGCGGGAGCGAGAGCAAAAGAAACGCAAUGAAUCCAUGACGAAUCUGCUAACUGGCGAGCAUGUCGAAAAGGAUCCGACGGAUAAGUUUGCCACGUUGGAUACGAUGCACGCGCUGUGCCUGCCACUGGGUGCUUCCAUAUCGCUGCUCAUCAUGUUCUUCUUUUUCGACUCAAUGCAGCUGCUCUUUGCCGUGUGCACAGCCAUUAUUGCCACUGUGGCGCUGGCAUUUCUGCUCCUGCCCAUGUGCCAGUAUAUAAUACGUCCCUGCACGGAUGGUAAACGCUUCUCCUUUGGCAUCUGUGGACGUUUUACGGCAGCGGAGCUAUUUAGCUUUACACUCUCCGUCUCAAUUGUGUGCGUAUGGGUGCUAACUGGGCACUGGCUGCUUAUGGAUGCCAUGGGCAUGGGUCUGUGUGUCGCCUUUAUUGCGUUCGUGCGUCUGCCCAGCUUGAAGGUGUCGACGCUGCUGUUAACCGGUCUGCUGAUCUAUGACGUUUUUUGGGUAUUCCUUUCGUCGUACAUAUUUAGCACAAAUGUGAUGGUCAAGGUGGCCACACGACCCGCCGAGAAUCCCGUUGGCAUUGUGGCGCGCAAAUUGAAUUUGGGCGGCAUUGUGCGGGACACACCGAAGCUAAAUUUACCGGGCAAACUGGUUUUCCCCAGCAUUCACAACACGGGCCAUUUCUCGAUGCUCGGCCUGGGCGAUGUGGUUAUGCCAGGUCUACUGCUGUGCUUUGUGCUACGUUAUGAUGCCUAUAAAAAGUCACAGGGCUUUACAUCGGACCCAACACUAUCACCGCCAAAGGGUGUUGGCUCCAGGUUGACAUAUUUUCAUUGUUCCUUAUUGGGCUAUUUCCUCGGUCUGCUAACGGCAACGGUCAGUUCGGAGGUCUUUAAGGCCGCACAACCCGCCUUACUCUAUUUGGUGCCGUUCACGUUAUUGCCACUGCUGCUGAUGGCCUAUUUAAAGGGCGAUCUGCGACGCAUGUGGAGCGAACCGUUUAUAGCGCAUCCACCAUCAAAACAAUUGGAAGUCUGAGUGUACUCUAUCUUAAAUCAGAAUUAAUGAAAAACUUAAAAAAAAAAAGAAAAACAACAACAACAACAAAAACGAGAAAAACAAACAGAAAACAGAAUAUGAAUUCUCUCUCGAUAACCUACGUAUUGUUUACUUAUACGUAUCAAGGUUUUUUUUUAAGUUAGGUGAUCCACUUUUUAGUGAAGUAACAGCAAAACCGAAUAAUAAAUGUACGUAGUUUUAGUAUAAGUGGGAAAGUUUUUUUGAAAACCACACACACAAAUGUACAUGUAUGUAUAUGUUAAUGUAAUUUCUUUACGCUUUACGCAACGCAAAGCAAAAAUUAGAUACAGUUUAUGCUGGCCGUAAUAUUCAAUUUGUUGCAUACGAAAGAUUUCAGAAGCGCUUCAAUCUCAAACAGACUCAAGCUGCAUUCUAACUUACAUACUAACCUGCAUAAGCUAUAGUAAGGGUUGAGUAUUAUAGUUGUUUUUUCAUUUAGCUACUACUGUUGAGAUUUAAUUUUCGUUCAUUUAGACUUAAUGCAUUUUCAACAUUUCCAAUUUCCACAUGAUCAACAAGCAUAAAUUCGCAAAAUUUCAAAUUCGAAUCAAUUAUCAAACUGUGUGACAAUUUCUGUAAAUACUUAAUUUUAAUAUCACAAUCACAAAUAAUAGUUAGUAAGUGCGCCGCAUUUUCACAUUUCGAUUUUCUUACAAAAAACACAUUUGCGUCCCCAUUUCCAUUAUCUGCAUUCGAAUUUUUCACACAUACAUACAUAAAUGAUAUUUUGCCAAAAUGCAUGUGUUCGUUUUAAACAAUAAAUAUUAAAUGGAGAAAAACAAAGAAACAAAAUAUAAUGUUGCACUCGCGUGUUUCACAAAUUAA